Colletotrichum acutatum is the source of this 1212-nucleotide messenger RNA. RefSeq lists its product as uncharacterized. NCBI's taxonomy places the organism in Eukaryota, Fungi, Ascomycota, Sordariomycetes, Glomerellales, Glomerellaceae. The record is from RefSeq and is a predicted model, not a curated record. The transcript has a single exon. The coding region runs from base 1 to 1212 and encodes 403 amino acids.
AUGGCCUACGCUGCAAUGGGGCUUCUCCGCUACCGAAUCGAGCGAGACCGCGAUGCCAGCUUCGAGCCCACCCUCUUCCAAACGCUGGCCCAUCUGUCACUCAAGAAUGACAGCGACAAGAUCGUCGACCGCAUCAUCAGCCUUCUUCCUCGUCAAAGACUCUCCAGUGAUAUCCCGAGACACUCAUCGGACGACAUGAUCUGGACAAGCCUUUGCGAAAAGGAUUGCUUCGGUACCCUUGUUCACCACAUCACCCCCCUGUGCGAGGUCGUGGGUGUAGCUGAAGAGGACCAAACUGUCUUUCUUGAUGGCUGCCAUGCAAUCAAUAUCCGGUGGAAAGACUUCCCGCGUGUAAAGGUACAUGGCGGUCAAGGUGGAGCCAAGAAAAUUGUUACACGCGCCAUGGUUCUCGGCAGUGCCGCACUCAUGGGCAUGAUGAUUCCUUUCGCCAUAUUUGCGGGGGCAGGCCAUGCUGCUUCAGAGAGUUCCAACUCCAGAUGGUUUAGACGAGUACCAGACUCCGGAAAUGAAUCUCCCUUCAGACCUCGGGCGGGGCUUGGGCAAGCCAUCGACAGACUUGGACGCCGGGACCUCGGGGGCAGCAACAACAUCUCAAACGCAAUGCUAGCUUUGGCUGUCAUUUGCUCUAUCUUUGCCUACCUCAUCGCUGUCGGGAUAUCUUUCAUCCUCCAUCGUUUUCUAUCAGGGACAUUCCUUGGUUGCAGCCCCUGUCUCGUUGGGUUCGAAGGCGUCAUGCCAAUCAGGGAGAUCGAAGAGCGUAUUUUUGGCAUUUACAUUGGGAGACUGAGAUACGCCUCAUCCGCCUCGCAUCUCUUCACGGAUGAACGAGAUUUGGACCCUGAGAAUAGAUGGUAUCAGGAAGGCAAACCCUCUUGGAUAGAGGGCAAGGGUGACUCUGAAGAGAUCGUCAAGCUUCUCAAGAAAGGGCAGCGGGUGUUUACGCUUGUAGACUUAGGAACUCUUUCAGUCAUCGUCUUCGCGGCCGAGAGACCCCCUUCGGUAGCUCUCCUUACUGGCAGAGAGGGGGGGAUGCUUAGAGCUGUUCUGUGUAGCUGGAGCUUCCGGAACGAUUGCCUCUACAAGGAAGCCGUCGUCAGAAUGCCUUCGAGUGUCUUGGCUGACGCAAGACCUACGAGCUGGGUAAAGCUCUGCAUUCAUUCUCUGGACGAAGCGCGUCAAGCACACUUCUGA